AUGGAAGCCCUAGAGAAUAAAAUAAAAGAGAAAAAAACUUUACUUAAGGAACAUGAUGGUCGUCUCAGUUAUCUUCAAUCAAAUGGCUUCCAACUUGGAAACUUCUACUUGGUCUUUCAAGGAGUUAUUCUGACGGCAAUUGCAAGUGGUGACUCAGUCUUCAGAUGUUUAGACCGUAGCCUGCUCAUCAGCCUUUCUGCAUUAGCAACCCUCCCUAAUUUGGUUGCAUUGUAUUUAAUUGGAGAGGAAUAUAUAAAAAUCAUCACCCAGCGAGACGAGAUCUCGAUUCAGUGCGAUAAGGUCAAUAAUCAAUUAGUCAUGCUCAAGACAGGAAAAUCUCAAAAGGUUACCGUUGGAAAACGUGUUCAUAGUUUUAGAAGGCAUAUACGUAUAAUCUGCUUCGCCAUUUGCAUGGCUUGUUUUCUGGGCGUUUUCGUCGUCGUGGUUUUGGUUUGCAUGAAGACUCUUCGCAAACCAGGGGCUAAAUGUAAGCACUAA
Messenger RNA from Prunus armeniaca (apricot), 498 nucleotides. The record is from the annotation of a GenBank genome assembly. NCBI's taxonomy places the organism in Eukaryota, Viridiplantae, Streptophyta, Magnoliopsida, Rosales, Rosaceae.